AUGCCGAAGUCCAACUCCACCAUCGCUGCACCACUGCGGGAAGCACUCGAAGAGUGCUUCCGCCUAGUCCGGCCAGAAUUGCGUCGUCAUACCAUCCUGGUUGGCGGCGCAGCCAGCAUUGCCCACUCCUCGGUCCUUGUGACAGAGGACGUGGAUGUUGCGGCCCCUUCCAGCGCGUUAACUGAUAUCUGGAAGGGUAUUUUGGCCGGCGCCCCCAACCUUUCCUUCGAAUCCGACGGCAAAAUCUCGUUCGAUGCCCCUAGACAAGACAUCCGAAUCCGAGUCGACCUGCUCGAGAUCGGCAACGGGUGCAUCGAACGGAUUCACGUGACGGAACCCUUCUUUGAAGGGUCUGUUGCGUCCGUGUCGGAUUUGUUGAGAUUGCGGGCCGUGACGGUGGUCGAUCGGGGGAGCGAUGGCGAAGUUGAAGACUUUCAAUGGCUAUUGUCGAGGGUGGCGUGCAUGGGUCAAUUACUUCCAGAGCUCGGCGAUGAGGAACUGAAGUGUAUGCGCGGCGCAGGGGAGUCUAGUCUGGGGAAGCUGGAUCGCUUGGUGCUGGGAGCAGUAUUAAGCGUCAAUAAUUGA
Fonsecaea pedrosoi CBS 271.37 is the source of this 585-nucleotide messenger RNA. RefSeq lists its product as uncharacterized. The transcript has a single exon. Lineage: Eukaryota; Fungi; Ascomycota; Eurotiomycetes; Chaetothyriales; Herpotrichiellaceae. The coding region runs from base 1 to 585 and encodes 194 amino acids. The record is from RefSeq and is a predicted model, not a curated record.